CGGGUACGCGGGUACCGACCCAGGGUGUCGUGGAAAAUGUCACGUACCUGGAGGGUGAGCCCAUCCUCCCGUCUUUUCUGCUUCUCCUUCGUUCCCUUCUUUUCUCCCCUCUCUCGGUCAGUGAACCCUCUCGAAGACCUGAUGCUCUUCAUCGUGUAAUCCGUCAUUCGCUUGGAUACCCUGCCUAUCUGCACACGACAACACUCGCUUGGUUCUGAAGUUAGGCCCCGUCUACGAUAUUGCUAGAGCAGUCCGAGUUGCCCAUUCACUGCCUGGCGUUUUGUUGUUUUCUCGGCAUUCGUACGACCACCAACACCCACCACCAGCCGAAGCGGAAAGCGAAAAGGGGCGAGAAUAGUACGGACGGGAAGAGUACGGACGACCGACAGCAACGAAACCUUAAGAGGGCAACCCAAAUAUUGACGUCGGACUCGAGCGAUUACUAGCCGCGUUUCGCACUCGACCCCCUUUCCGAGUCAUAAACCCGCCGCGGUCAAAAUAUCCAUCCCCACGCUCUAUCGAUUAAGACAGGAAGAUGCAGGGAGCUAGGAGCCUUGGUCAAUUUUUGACUGCUGCCCUGGCUUUGGCCCCUCUGGCGUCGGCAUGGCCAAGCUGGCUUCCGGACGUAGAUGCUCUCGUCGUCCGGCAAGAUGACGGCUCGUCCUCAUCCAGGCCCACGCCAACAUCGACCGAAGCAAGGCAGUCCAGACCUACCAGCGAGUCGACAAGUAACCUUAAUCUUAACACCGGCAGAGUUAGCCCGACCAGCAACGACGGAAAUCCCACCGCCACGGGCAAUAGCACUUCUCAAACUACCCAUAGAACCUUCAACGCGAUGGACCCCCCAGGUGGUGUGAACAUGCUUACCCCGGCUCCGAUCGCGGGAUCCACGCUUUACAGAAUCGGCGACCCGACGCCCAUCACGUGGGUCUGGAAUUACACUUCUCUCCAGGGCACUCCGAGCGGCAUCAACGUGCUCGUCUCGUGCUCCGCCGCCAGCGCGACCUGGACCCUGACGCAGAACAUGACCUUCGAGCCGACCGCCACCUUCACCUGGGACACGCUCAAGUACUCGCAGAGCGCCGUCGCCAGCCCGCUGCUGGUCGAGCAGUACACCCUGCUGAUCCACGACGCCGAAUCGUCGGUCGACGCCGUCGCCGAGGCCGGGUACCUGGCGCCGUUCAACAACUACCGCUUCGCCCUGUACACCGCCCGGCCCUAUCAGGACCUCGACGAGUGGAAGUGCGCGACGUGCAGCGGCGCCCUGGGCGACCUCGACCGCCAGGCCCUCAGCUUCGCCAUCUCCAUGACUCUCAUCACCAUCUUCAGCUUCACGUGGUACGUGACGGGCUUCGCCGGGUUAUUGUAGUAGCCCGGGGCCUCGUAUCAAUUGUUUAACCGGAGAAGCACACGAAGGGGGAACAACCAGGUGCCGUAGGACCGGGCGAGACGAUGUGAUAAUUCCCUCUCUGUUUUGAGCCGACUGCACAUAGAUUAUCUUUUGCGGAGAUAUAAUGAGAUGGCAUCGCGAAGGCAGCCGCAUUUUUUUGCAAGUUGUAUGUACGCGCGGCAUGUACGGUAAUCGCGGAGAAAUACGGGAUGGAUGUAACUCAUGUAAUGGCGUUCUGUUUGAAAUUUUCGACGAGCGCGCGCAAUCCUUUGGCACGGAUGGAGAAUAAAACAGGCGAGCCGAAGCCUUCAUAGAAAUCUACGGCAUCUUGGGAAAUGGGGUAUCUACAUCAACACAGCUACAUAGCUCGAAUUAAUGCCAGCAGCCUCGUUAGGUCGUCGUGGU
Messenger RNA from Durotheca rogersii, 1795 nucleotides. RefSeq lists its product as uncharacterized. NCBI's taxonomy places the organism in Eukaryota, Fungi, Ascomycota, Sordariomycetes, Xylariales, Xylariaceae. Bases 536 to 1369 code for a protein of 277 amino acids. The record is from RefSeq and is a predicted model, not a curated record. The transcript has 2 exons.